AUGCCGCUGUCGAACCGCCGUCGCGCACGGCGCAAGGAAAUUCAACUGCAGGAAACAUCCGACGCGGAGGCUCCAGACUCGUCGCCUACUCGUCCCUCCGCAAAGAAGCGCAAGGUUGAGCGCCGUACUCCCCAGCCCCGAACUGCCGUGAAGAAUGAGUCCGGUGACGAAGCCGAAGACUCGCCCGGCGACCAUGAUCAGUCCCUGCACCAGGAUGUGACUGACUUGGUGAUUUCGUACUUGAAUACACCUCCCCAGGAAAUCCGUGUCUCGCGCGACCACUCGAAUCAAAAGACCGAAAACAAACAAAGCAUCGAGGCGUACGCCAAAAUCGCUGGCCGCAACUGGACCUAUUACGUCAAAACGCUGCAUGUCAAUAUCGGUCGUGAACCGGACCGUGAGCAGAAGUCUGCUGAGCAGUCCAGCCCCGUCACCAUCGCUGCUCGUGCGCUCCCCGAUGUGCAUGUCGACUUGGGCCCCAGCAAAUUUGUUUCGCGCCUGCAUGCCGAAAUCUUUUAUGAUGGAGAGCAGGCACCCGCCUGGCAUAUCCGAGUCAACGGCCGCAACGGUGUCCGCCUCAAUAAUUCGAUGCUGAAGCGCGGCGCCGAUGCCAUUCUCCGCUGUGGUGAUAUCAUUGAAGUCGCCAACUGCCAGAUGAUGUUUGUCACUCCCGGUGACGACCCUAGCAUCCACCCCAGUUUCAUCGAACGCGCUCAGCGCAUCGCCAGCGGCCACGAACCGGACCCUGCCUCCGUGGCCUGGGAAGCAUCUCAGCACCAUUCCGCUUCGCAAGCUACCGAACCCCUGCGACCUUCUUCGUCUGGUGGUCCUUCCCUGGUGCCCGCUCCGAAUCUCCGCCAGCGCCAGGUCACUCCGCCACCUCGUUCGCCUGGAACCGACGGUCAGCGCACGACCAAGCAAUCCCCUCUUUACAACCGGGGUAUGAUGAUGGAGAGCACCGAGGAGAUCGACUACAGCAGGGAUGCCGCGAAGGAUCUAAAGCCGCCGUACAGUUAUGCCACACUUAUUGCGCAGGCCAUCUUCUCCAGCGAGGAGGAGAAGCUCACCUUGAACAGCAUUUACAAUUGGAUCAUGGACAAAUAUGCAUUCUACCGACACUCCCAGAGUGGCUGGCAGAACUCGAUUCGCCAUAACCUGUCGUUGAACAAAGCAUUCCAGAAGGUGCCUCGCAGAACCGAUGAGCCAGGCAAGGGUAUGAAGUGGCAGAUUGCCGCUGAGCACCGUGAAGAGUACCGCAAGAAGCAGAUGCGCAAAGGCGGCACCCAAUCAUCUGCUCCUUCGUCGCCUGCUACCAAGGAGCCUCCCUCUUCGGCUCGGGGUACUCAUGUUUCUAACAUUGAUACGUCUUUCUCGGCUACCGCAAAGAAAUCUCCCCCUGUCUCCUCGCCUGGUUUUAGCUCGUUCCCAGUGGCCCCUGUGGAGGCGUAUACUCCGGAACGGGGCUCCCGGGCCGGCCGUGGUGUCGGCUCGGACCAUCCCCUGAGACACAUGAAUCCGCGAGACUACGAGGAGCCAUCGCCCCUGCCGGCACGCAAUCAUAGCCAAGUCAAUGCCAGCCAGGCACAGAACAGCAGCAACAACCUGAGCCGCGCCUACGGACUUUCGGACCAGGCAGCCGGCUCUCCACCUGUCCUGUCGUCGUCCUACUAUGAUGAUGGACCCUCUUCGAUGAUCACGCCUGCUCCACAGCGCCAGCAGCCCCGCCUGCCGCCCCCUAGCACGGCGCAGAUCCCGUCCAAGUUCAUGCCGAUGAGCUCCCCGGCUCAAUUCUGGAAAUUCGCCGACAUUGGUAGCACCCCCGCGCGCCCGGUCCCAGACAUGAGUCCCCUGAAGGGUGAGCCUGAUGACCGUAUCAUCGGUGGCUUCCCGAGUAGCAGUCCGCCUCCGCCCAACUUGGCUAGCCCCAGUAAACCCGGUACAUCCAAUGGCCUUGGCUCGAGCCGUACUUUGCCCCCCUUGCAGUCUGAUGGUGAUAUGGGUGCGAAUGGAGCACGAAAGGAAGAUCGAAUGGAGGAGGAUGAAGAAGAGGAUACCGGCGGCUUUGAUCUUGCUCGUGGUUUCCAACCGAUUGGUUCCUACCAUCGACAGCUGAGCAAUGCUGCCCGGGCUACUGCAACUUGA
Molecule: messenger RNA, 2142 nt
Organism: Penicillium argentinense
Lineage: Eukaryota; Fungi; Ascomycota; Eurotiomycetes; Eurotiales; Aspergillaceae
Product: putative forkhead transcription factor Fkh1/2
Exons: 3
Coding region: 1-2142 (713 amino acids)
Biological process (GO): regulation of transcription by RNA polymerase II
Molecular function (GO): protein binding; DNA-binding transcription factor activity, RNA polymerase II-specific; RNA polymerase II cis-regulatory region sequence-specific DNA binding
Source: RefSeq, a predicted model, not a curated record